CUAUAUUUGAGGAUCGUUUGAGACAAUUUGGUUCUUGGCUUACAGUGAAUGGAGAGUCCAUUUAUAGCAGUAAACCCUGGAAACAUCAAAAUGAUACCAUCAGUAAAAAUGUUUGUAUACCCAGAAAGACAAGGCAGUGUAUGCCAUAGUACUGGAUUGGCCACAAACCAAUCAACUAACUCUGGGAGCUGUUGAACCUAAAACUGUGGACACAAUCCAACUCUUGGGAUCAAAAGGCAAUUUAGAGUUUAAGGAGUCGAGCGGUUCCACUCUCGUUACGUUCCCUCAGCUCAACCCCGGGAGCCUUCUCUGGGCUUAUGUCCUCAAAAUUAAUACUAAAUAAAUAUUUUUCUUUCUAUUCUUAA
Molecule: messenger RNA, 365 nt
Organism: Oppiella nova
Lineage: Eukaryota; Metazoa; Arthropoda; Arachnida; Sarcoptiformes; Oppiidae
Source: the annotation of a GenBank genome assembly